This is a messenger RNA of Talpa occidentalis (Iberian mole), 879 nucleotides long. Its product is annotated as 60S ribosomal protein L39. Gene Ontology annotation, molecular function: structural constituent of ribosome. The record is from RefSeq and is a predicted model, not a curated record. Gene Ontology annotation, biological process: translation. The transcript has 2 exons. NCBI's taxonomy places the organism in Eukaryota, Metazoa, Chordata, Mammalia, Eulipotyphla, Talpidae. The coding region runs from base 248 to 403 and encodes 51 amino acids. Gene Ontology annotation, cellular component: cytosolic large ribosomal subunit; ribosome.
GCAUUGCGUCCCUGCGGCCUGGUCUUCGCGGCCUGGGCGGGCGGGCGCCUGGUGGGUCCCGGGUCCAGGGUCCGUCGUGCUCCGCUUUCACUUGGGGUUCGCGGCCCGCCCUCUUGCCCAUCUAGCCCCGGCCUCGGGACCGCAGAUUCCUCACCUCGUAACGAGAAGGCCGCUUGCUUACCCGCCGUUCCCGGCGCUUUCUGCGCGCUGCUGCUGGUAAGGUUGUGUGCACUUGACUCUUCUCACCAUGUCAUCUCACAAGACUUUCAGGAUCAAGCGGUUCCUGGCAAAGAAACAAAAGCAGAACCGUCCCAUUCCGCAGUGGAUUCGAAUGAAAACUGGUAACAAAAUCAGAUACAACUCCAAGAGGAGACACUGGCGGAGAACCAAGCUGGGUCUGUAAGGAGAGUUACAUGUGAGAUGACACGUGUUCAUGCUGCAUCAAGAUCACUAGCAUCACCACGUUGCUGUUUGGACAUGUUUGGAAAGUAUUUUUCUCUAUGUCUGUAUGCUUCUGCACCUUGUAGAUUGACUCAGUAAUAAAUAUGUGAGGUCUUGGGAAAAAACAGAUCGUUCUGUACUGUAUCAUGCUCUCUCUGCUUCCUCUUUGCACUCUUUCAUCUCAGCAGCUCCGAAUCACUGCCUGUUCAUCUUCCCCAGCCCCAGGUGGCUGCUUGGUAUGGAAUCCAGGUCUCAUGCACACAAAGACAAAACAUACUCUUAGUGUAAAUGAACUUUCAUAGGAUUAGUGUGCAUAGGAGAGAAGAAAGUUACCCAUAUCCUUGUAGGUAAAUGUCCAACCAAACAGGGUUGACCCAGAGUGUGGCUGCAGAGGCCCAAAAGCUGCCACAAGUUCAAGGUAGGGAACCACAGGGAGGG